Messenger RNA from Protopterus annectens (West African lungfish), 1597 nucleotides. It is a transcript of the gene RHOF, whose product is annotated as ras homolog family member F, filopodia associated. Bases 1 to 558 code for a protein of 185 amino acids. Gene Ontology annotation, biological process: cell migration; small GTPase-mediated signal transduction. The transcript has 5 exons. Lineage: Eukaryota; Metazoa; Chordata; Ceratodontiformes; Protopteridae. Gene Ontology annotation, molecular function: GTPase activity; GTP binding. The record is from RefSeq and is a predicted model, not a curated record.
AUGUCCCCUGACUGUGGGAAGAGUUUGCAGGAAGCAGUGCCUCUAGGCAGCAAGUCUAAGGAGUAUGCACCGUCAGUGUUUGAGAAGUACAGUGUUAACAUCACAGUUGGAAAUAAGCAAGUCAUGCUGAACUUGUAUGACACUGCAGGUCAAGAGGAUUAUGAUAGACUUCGUCCACUUUCAUACCAGAAUGCAGAUAUUGUUUUGAUCUGCUAUGAUGUCACAAACCCAACUAGCUUUGAUAAUGUUUUAAUAAAGUGGCAUCCUGAAGUAAACCAUUUCUGUGGUGGAGCUCCUAAAGUACUGAUUGGCUGCAAGACAGAUCUUCGGAAGGAUAAAGAACGCUUACGCAAGCUCAGAGCUUCCCAGUUAGAUCCAAUUACAUAUAACCAGGGUGAAGCUACUGCUCAGCAAAUUCAAGCAGAAAUAUACUUAGAGUGUUCUGCCAAGUUCCGAGAGAAUGUGGAGGAUGUUUUUAAGGAAUCGACUAAAAUUGCACUGGCUGCAAGAAAGAAGGCAAGAAACCAGAAGAAGAAAAGGCUUUGUUUAAUAUUGUAGUGCACAGGGCAAUCCCUGUGAUGUAACAGAGCACCUUACCCGUUCUAAUGGACUGUUUUUUUAUUUUUUAUUAUUUUUUUUUUAUUAUCUGUGUUCUAGUUAUAUCAUUUUUGUUAAGUUGCUGCCUUCUGUCAUGGAUGUACAUGCAUUUUUUGCAGAUCCAAUUCUCCAUUCUUUGUGAUGUCUGGUUGGUGGCGCUCAGCAUUUCUUUACAGAAAGCCCCUUGGUGCACCAUUGGCAGCAUUACUGUAUUUUAAAGUUAUUUACUGUAGAAUUAGGAAUGAUAAGUUAUAUGGUAUUUUCUAACUCCGUAUGGCAGCUUUUCAUUAAAGAUGUUCAGAUAUUUAUAGGAUUAUAUCAUGCAAACAUAAUUUUUAAACUGUAUAUUUGAGGAACAUGGCUUUCUUGCUGUUAAAAAAUCAUUUUGUUGUGGUAAUGUUCUUUCACAAGAUAUUCCAAAGCACUUUAUACAGUGUAAUGUAAAUGCAGUAUGUAACUAUUUGGGGCAAUAGCAGUCUUGGACAACUGCACAAACCAUUUUUUUGGAACACUGAGGAAGGAUGCCAGUUUUACAGACGGUACUUCACAUGCACUGCCAUGUAGUAGGACUCCUACCAUAGAACAGCAAAGUUUCACAGGGAUGGUAUUAGUUAAUCAUCUUGCCCAAAAGUUAGAGAAGCCUGACAGCACUCUUUGAUACUGUGUGUAGCACUCAAGUCACAGCACAUAGAGAACUUAAGCAAACUGUCCCUCAGAAUUCUUACUGGCCGCCUUGAUAUGAGAGACAGUAGUAGCCUUAUUAUUUUUUGAUAGCCUGCUUAGUGUUGGCUAUCAGUUCAGUAGCAGAACUAAAUGUUGAUUUUGUCUUUGGUGCUAGCAUCUGUAUCAUGUUGACAUUGUCAUCACAGACUGAGUUUUUUUGAUUUCUCCCAGAAAUUGAAAUUGGUCACUGACAAUUAUAUUCUUUUCCUCUUUUUUAACACACAUAUAAAUACUUUAACCAAUAACUACUGUCUAACUGUGAUCAGAUAACCUCAUC